This is a messenger RNA of Notodromas monacha, 1162 nucleotides long. The record is from the annotation of a GenBank genome assembly. NCBI's taxonomy places the organism in Eukaryota, Metazoa, Arthropoda, Ostracoda, Podocopida, Cyprididae.
AUGAUGAAAAGUGGUUGGAUGCGGGUGGAGUGACGCAAAGGAGUGGGGCCGCGGCAAGGUCGUCGUCGGAGUCGGGUCACUGAGUAUGUUCUACUAUCCGCCUUACCACGCCACCUACUGGAAUGCAGGGAACAAGAAGAAGUCCAAGAAGCAUCAACAACAGCAGCAGCAGCAGCAGCAAAUUCUCCAGCACCAACAAUUGCAGCAACACCAGUCGCAGAUUCCGCCGCAGUUGAGAUCGCAGCCGCCUUCGCGCUGUCAAAGCGCUGCGAGCGACUUCCUGUAUCCCAGGUACGCCACGGCGUCCCAACACCAGCCCCGGAGACCGUUUCCGGCUGCGAGGCAGUACUUGCUGGAUGCCACCUAUGCAGCUGGCAGUUACCAGGGGAGUUACCAGGGCAGUAGUCCCACCAGUUCCGACUUUGACGAGCAGCGUCUGUAUGCUGCAAGGCGUGGGAUCCAGUUCCCCGCAACAGCCAUCACGUCUCCGUCGGGGAGCCACCAGCACCAGCACCACCUGCUCAUACACCAGCACAACCAUCACCACCACCACCAACACCCCCUCCACCAGCAGAGGGACCUGGUGUUUGAUGCCUGUAGUGACAGCCAGGCUUCCCAAGACGGGCCUCCUUCGUCGAGGGACAACCCGACGGCGAGUUCAGUCACGGAUCAGGAGGAGAGUGACACCAAUCACGCCAAACAGGAGCCGGCAGUUGAUGACGCUGAUGUUGAAGACGACGCCGACAUGGAUGACGGCGGCGAAGACGACGACGAUGCAGCAGGAGUAGGUCUUGGUGCUCGUCGUGGCGACGGGGAUGCUGCUGACUGCAACAACGACGACGAAGAGGUUGACGACGAGGAUGAGGAAGAAGACGACGACAAUCGGUCCAUGCGACUGCAGAUGGAGUCCGACGAGCGGGCCAGCAGCGUGGUGCGGCUGGAGUACGAGGGGAUCUACUCGGAGCUGCGGGCAGCCUGUGGCGUGUCUCAAGGCAGGUGCACGAUCCCCAGCACCAGCCUCGGCAUCUCCAAUAACUGUGAUCCCGUCUCUUCGCCAGAUCCCUCGCCGCUGCCCACGGCUGCCGUCGUGUCUGUUGGAGGUGAGGCGAAUGCAAGUGCAAAUGCUGCUCAUGCCAUGUUGAUUCAUCAUCAUCAACAGUAA